Molecule: messenger RNA, 1785 nt
Organism: Polyodon spathula (Mississippi paddlefish)
Lineage: Eukaryota; Metazoa; Chordata; Actinopteri; Acipenseriformes; Polyodontidae
Gene: lrrc59
Product: leucine rich repeat containing 59
Exons: 8
Coding region: 187-1116 (309 amino acids)
Molecular function (GO): protein binding
Source: RefSeq, a predicted model, not a curated record
CGUGGACAUCGAGUUCCGUAGGAAGAGCCGAUGCUGGAUAAAUUCGUAUUCAAUAGAGUGGUAGAGAGCGUGAACUAUAUAUGAUUUGGGUUUAACUUCGUCAGAUUGGUUUGACAGAAAUACAGUGACAGAUCAUUUUUUAUAUCUCAUUGAUUCGGAACAACAGCAUUGCGGUUUCCAGGAAAGAUGAGCAAAACAAAUGGCAAGGCAGUGAAUUUGAAGGACAAGCUGGACGGCAAUGAGUUGGACCUGAGUCUAUGUAACCUGACGGAGGUGCCUGUAAAAGAACUGGCUACUCUUACGAAGGCCACUGUGUUGGAUCUUUCCUGUAAUAACCUCACCAUUCUUCCAUCUGAGUUCUGUGGCCUCACUCACUUGAUGAAACUGGACCUCAGUAAAAACCAGCUGGUGCAGCUGCCCCCUGAACUGGGGCGUCUCGUUUCCCUGCAGCACCUUGACCUCUACAACAACAAGCUGUGCAGCCUGCCUGUCAGUUUGGCAAAGCUCAAGAAUCUGAAAUGGCUCGACUUGAAGGAUAACCCUCUGGAGCCGGCCCUGGCCAAGGUGGCAGGAGACUGCCUGGAUGAGAAGCAGUGCAAGGAGUGUGCAGCCCGGGUUUUACAACACAUGAGAACCAUUCAAUCAGACCAGGACCGGGAGAAACAGCGCCGCCUGCUUGCAGAGAGAGAGCGAGAGAAGAAGCGCGAGGUGGAGCAGAGGCUACGGGAGGCGAGGGAGAGAGAGGCCCGCAAGCGAGAGAAGGCUGAGGAGAAGGAGCGGAAGAGGAGGGAGUACGAGUCACAGAGAGCAGCGCUGAUCCACCAGCAGGAGAGUGAGGAGAAGACAGAGCGUGAAGUGCAACGACAUGCCUCAGCCACAAGCUCUGCCCCCAAAGCGAAGGUCUCUGUGAUUGGUGCUCUGCUGAAGCUGCUGCUCUUCCUAUUGGUGGGUGGGGUGGGUGUGGUGGCGGUGUGUCAGUGGACUGAGCUGCAGAGGGAGCCUGUCUGCCGGUCUCUCAACACUCUGUACGAGGAGGCUGUGAGCAUGCUGCAGGGACAGGAGGUGGUGAGCAGGCUCCUACAGAAACUCUCCCAGCAGCAGCAGCAGCAGCCCUGAGCAGCAGGGGGGUCAGCCCAGGGCUGCUCAGAUGUCUAUAGAUUUGGUCAGGUUUUUUUAAUUUAUUUUUUCAGUCAAAGCAAAAAUGGUUUUAUAAAAUACCAGAAUUGCAAUGGCUGCCUGACACUUUUUUGUUUUGACAAAUCAAAUCUUAUACAAGUCGUACAGCUUAACAACAUGAUAUCAGCAUUCCUGACAGUCAAAAUGCAUACAAAUGGAUGUGCUAAGAAAUCAAAUGAAAGACCAAAUACUGUUUGUAAAUUUAAGGAACAUUUACAUUGACUGCAGAACUAUUUAUUCAUCAAAAUGAAAAACAAACCUAUGUGUUUGUAUUGCCUGUGUUGUGUACGAAUAGGCCUGUAUGUAUGUUUCCACAUUCAUGCACACAGAUGUGCUGGCAGGUUGGGACACUGUAUUGUUCAGGGGUUCCUGUCUGUUUUGUGGUUUGUAUUUUUGUCCAAUACAUUUUGCUUUUAUUAUCUGCCAGGCUUUCUUUAUCUUUUGGGGUGCAGUUUGAACCAACAGUCCUGCAGGUAUCCACAGGGGCUGCCUGUUUACACAGGGGGAUUCCCUGCUGUAUUGGAAAUGCUAGUUUGUUUAGAUCAGAAUUACAAAGUGAUGCUUUAUUCUGUAUUCUAAAUCUUGAAAAUAAACACUGCUGUGCAGAGG